Psilocybe cubensis is the source of this 3696-nucleotide messenger RNA. RefSeq lists its product as uncharacterized. The record is from RefSeq and is a predicted model, not a curated record. The transcript has 4 exons. Bases 1 to 3696 code for a protein of 1231 amino acids. NCBI's taxonomy places the organism in Eukaryota, Fungi, Basidiomycota, Agaricomycetes, Agaricales, Agrocybaceae.
AUGGCAGCGUCAAGGGUAGCAGUGUUGGGGACAGAAGCAGAAACAGCAAAAUCAGCAACAGCAGCAGAGUCAGCAAGAGCAGCAGAGUCAACAAAAUCAGCAGAGUCAGCAAAAUCAGCGUCGGCGACAGCAUCAGCAUCAGCGACAAAGUCGGCACCGUCAUUAGAACAAGAACAAGAACAAGAACGGGGUGAGGGAGAGGGAGAGGGAGAGGGAGAAGGAGAUCCGCUGUUGAAUUUGGGUUCGAAGACGCGUUUGGGGUUGGGAUUUGGUUUGGGGAUGGGAUUUGGAAGGGGGUUGGGGUUGGGGUUGUUUUUGGAGGAGGAGGAGGAGAGUCAGGAGGAGAGGGAGGAGGAAGAGGAGCAGGGUCAGGAGGAAGGGGAGAGGGAACAGGGGAGAGAGGAACAGGAGGAGGAGGAGGAGGAGGAGGGAGACGAGGAAGAAGAACCAGAGCGAGAAAGAGAAAGAGGGUCGUCGGCGCGUAUACCGACGACGAUGGACUUACCAGUAGGCGUAUCGAUAUCGGAGCGAGAGCAAGAGAUAGGAAUUGGACGAGAGGCAGGACACGCGAUAGGUUUAGACAUGGGGAAAACGCGCGGAGAUUCAGACGCGGUGCCGAUUUCGAUGGCGGUGGCGCAAGCUCAGGGGGAGAAAGAAGACGACUAUGACGAUGACGAGGAGGAUGAAGAAGAUGAAGUUGAAGAAGAUGACGAUGACGAUGAAGAAGAGAAUGAGGGUGAUGGUGGUGAUGGAGCUAUACUCGAUGAACGCGCAGCUAUAAUUGGCUCGGAUCAUAUGAAUUUGCAGAUGCCGCCGCCUAUACCGCCGAAGGACGAGGAGGAUAGGGUGCUGCCACCGCUUCCAGAGUGCGAGGGUGAGGGUGGGAGUGCCUCUGCGAUGGAAAAGGGAUCAGAAAACAAGAGCAAGAAGAAGAAGAAGAAGAAUAUAUUAUCCUUUCGUCUAGGACACGGACACGGUGAUGGUGAUAGCGAUGGCGAUGGUGAUGGUGGUGCCGGGAGUGUCGGAUCAGGAUCAGUAGGAUCGCCGUGUAUGCCGUCGCGGACAGUGCCGUCAGCGUCACCGUCAGCAGCUGGAAGGAGCAGGAGCAGGAGGACGAGUGCGAAAGCAGGUGUGAGAGCCGCGCGUGGAUAUGUAACCAGUCUGCUUUCCCAGGUGCCUGUUUCUGCUCCUUCUUCCUCCUCUUUCCGCUUUCGUGUCCCUUUUUCUUUCCCUUAUACCAGCACCAGUGCCUGCAUCAGUGCAGAGGAAAGUUGCACUGCCAACGCCGACCCUGACCCGCGGGACCCUGACUCGCCCGCUCGCUUUGACCACAACCACAACCACGACCACGAGCACGAGCACGUUGCGGACUCGUUGCUUGUAGAGCGUCCAGGGGCUGCUCCAUCGUCAUCAUCCACACCGUCAUCGACGACAUCGAUUCCUUUCCCUCCCCAUCCCCCGCCUUGUUCUCGUCCUCGUCGUUCUUCGGUAGCAGCGCCAUCAUCCUCGUCAGCAGCACCGCCCCACACGCCAGCACCGACACCGACACCGACAGCGCCUCGCCACUCGCACGCACACACGCAUAUCCACACGCACGCUUCGUUCCGGUCUUCGCCGCUCGCUCAGGCCGCUUCGCCGUCUUCACCGUCGUCUGAAGCCGCCUCUCCUCGCACGCCCUCUCCUUCACCGUCUUCCUCUGCUUCUCAUUCUCAUUCUCCGUCACCGUCACCUUCACCGUCACCGUCACCGCCUCUAGCAGCACCACCACACACCCCAGGACCAGGACUCAACCCUGGUAUGCCAACAUCUACACCCUCCAAGCCCCACUCGCAAGCACACUACUUUCCUAGCGCGGCGUCGACGUCGACUACGGGGCUUAUUUCUGCGUUUGCUUCUUCCUCUGGUUUGGGAUCGGGUGCUUCGUCGCCGCCGACUCUUUCUACUUCGACUUCCACUUCUGUCACUGGUAGUGCCAACUCGAACUCGAAUUUGAUACCGGCUUUGGCUUCGCAGCAGGGGAAUAUGCAGAGACAGGUACAGGGUAAUGGUGCGGGUUCAGGACCAGGACCAGGCGCACCAAUGUCUGCACUCCAAAAUCAACACCAAAACCAAAAUCAAAAUCAAAACCAACAUCCAAAUGCACCGUACCAGCAGCAACAGCGUCCACAACAAUUCCCCCCUUCUCCUUCCUCUCCACAGCAGCAGCAGCCGUUCGGGAGACAACCUUCACGCACAGCCGGUCCUCCGCCUAACGCGUACCCUGCCUCUAACCACCCUAACCACCCUAACAACUACCCGCACCCGCAGCACCCCCCACAAGGUCCAGGACCGCAAGGAUACCCACAAGGACCGCAAGGACAAGGACAGCAAGGACACGGGCAGAGAGGGCCGAGCGAGGAAAGCGGGCAGAGUACGCCGCAUCCGCAUCCGCAUCCGCAUCCGCAUCAUGGGCACGCGCAUAUUGCACCCGGGUACGCCGGGCUCGGGGGUAAUACCGUAAAUAGCAAUGGCGGUAAUGGCGGUAAUGGACUACACGGCGGUAACGGUCAUGGAGGUCCAAGCGGCCCGGGACUCCGUGAACCGACGCUCCCGCACUCGCACUCGCGCGGGUCGAUGAUAUUGUAUAGGCUCUCGGCGACGGAGGACGGGAUGAUGUUGCCGCCUCCUGGUGUACCCGGGGGCGUAGGUGGAGGAGGAGGGGGUACGGGCUCAAUGGGGAAUAAUAGGAGAGCGUCGAUGUAUUCGAAUUCGGGGGAUUCGGUGGCUUCGUUUGGCGGGGAGAGCAAGUACCCUCUCGUCGGUGGUGGUGGUGGUGGUGGGUUGCCGCCGUACGCCGCUGCCCCAGGCUCGGGCACACGCACGCCAGGCACGCCAGGCCGCCCCGGCACACCCGGCACGCCCGCCUCAGCCGCAGGCAGCAUAGGCAACCGCGGCGGCGAGCACUCGUUGGCGGAGAUUGGGCGGGUGCAGGGGGGGUUGGUUGCGUAUGUGUAUGAUCCCGGAGAGGAUAUGGAUGCGGAUGAGUUGGAUGAGGAGGAGGAGGAGUGGGUUAGGGGUGUUGGUGGGUAUGUGCCGUAUGCUUUGUUUAGUAAGGUUCAUGGUGCGGGAGGGGGAGGGGGUGGGGGGGAUAAGGGGAGUGUGGGUUCGAUGGCGAAGAGUAAGGGGGGGAGUAGUAUUGCGAAAGUGAGAAGUCAGCGGAACGCACACCACAUCCCACCCGUCUCCAUCUCAUCCAAACCCUCCGGCGUCGGCGUCCUCUCCAAACCAGGCACAUCCAAACACGCACACCCACACGCACACCCGCGCAUCCCAACAACAACCCCAACCCGCCCUACCAAAUCCUCCGGCGUCUCCCUGCGCGGCCUCGUAAACGUCGGCACACUCAUAAUUCUCCUAAUAGGAUUACUGUUGUUGUUCUUGUUGUACCCGAUUUAUUCGGCGUAUAAUAAUGAUGGAGUGGAACAGCUUAUUAUUGGGAAUGCGAGGAUUAAUUCGACGGGGCAGGCGGUUGUUGAGGUUGGUGGGGGGGUGGUGGGGGGUGGGGUGGGUGGGGGGGAUGUGGGUGGGGUGGGAGGGGGAGGGGGGGUUGGGGGGGUGAAAGGACGAGGGGUGGGUAAAGAGGUUAAGGAGGAUGGGAAUGGGCAGGGUAAUGGGAAGAGAGAGUGGACGUGGACGGGGUUCGAGGGCGUGCCAUAG